Molecule: messenger RNA, 1639 nt
Organism: Linderina pennispora
Lineage: Eukaryota; Fungi; Kickxellomycota; Kickxellomycetes; Kickxellales; Kickxellaceae
Product: seryl-tRNA synthetase
Exons: 2
Coding region: 110-1453 (447 amino acids)
Biological process (GO): seryl-tRNA aminoacylation
Cellular component (GO): cytosol
Molecular function (GO): ATP binding; tRNA binding; serine-tRNA ligase activity
Source: RefSeq, a predicted model, not a curated record
CAUUCUUCACCUCUCUCACUUCUACAUUUUUCUCUUUUUUUGCUCAUCAGCAAGUCAGAUUUGACACCUUUUUUUCUUCACUCUACUAGAAGAAGCCAAAUAAUCAACCAUGCUCGAUAUCAACAUGUUCCAGAUUGAGAAGGGUGGCAACCCCGAGGCCAUCCGCGAGUCGCAGCGCCGCCGCGGUGCCGACCCCAAGAUCGUCGACGAGAUCAUUGCCGACUACCAGGAGUGGACCAAGGUCAACUUUGAGCUCAACGCCGUCAACCGCAGCAUCAACGCCGUGCAGAAGGACAUUGGCAAGAAGUUCAAGGCCAAGGAGGACGCCUCGGAGCUGCUGGCGAAGAAGGCGGAGCUGGAGCAGCUGAAGAAGGAUCUGUCCGAGACCGAGCAGGCCAAGGACAAGGCCCUGCGCGCCAAGGUCAACACUGUCGGCAACAUUGUGCACGACUCGGUCACUGUCAGCAACACCGAGGACGACAACGACGUUGUGCGCACGCAUUUCGUCGAUGGCGUCGAGCCCAAGCACCAGCCGGAGCUGCGCUCGCACCACGAGGUCCUGUAUCUGCUCGGCGGCUAUGACCAGGAGCGCGGCGCCAAGGUCGCCGGUCACCGCGGCUAUUUCCUGACCGGUGUUGGUGUCGAUCUGAACCUGGCGCUGAUCAACUACGGUCUGCAGUUCCUGGGUAAGAAGGGAUACACCAAGAUUCAGACCCCGUUCUUCAUGCGGCGCGAGAUUAUGGCCAAGACCGCCCAGCUGUCGCAGUAUGACGAGGAGCUGUACAAGGUUACCGGCGAGGGCGAGGACAAGUACCUGAUCGCCACUUCGGAGCAGCCGAUCUCUGCUUUCCACUCGGGUGAGUGGUUCGAGCAGCCCGCCGAGCAGCUCCCGGCCAAGUACGCCGGCUACUCGACCUGCUUCCGCAAGGAGGCUGGCGCUCACGGCAAGGACACCUGGGGAAUCUUCCGCGUGCACCAGUUCGAGAAGAUCGAGCAGUUUGUCUUGACAGAACCCGAGAAGUCGUGGGCUAUGUUUGACGAGAUGAUCGCCACCUCGGAAGAGUUCUUCCAGUCCCUCGGUAUCUCGUACCGGGUUGUCGGCAUUGUUUCCUCGGCGCUCAAUGACGCCGCUGCCAAGAAGUUCGAUCUGGAGGCCUGGUUCCCUCACCAGGGCGAGUACAAGGAGCUUGUGUCGUGCUCGAACUGCACUGACUACCAGUCCCGCAACCUCGAGAUCCGCUGCGGCACCAAGAAGAUGGGCGACCGCGAGAAGAAGUACGUGCACUGCCUCAACUCCACUCUGUGCGCCACUGAGCGUGCCCUGUGCUGUCUGCUGGAGAACCACCAGACCCCCGAGGGUCUGAGGAUCCCCAAGCCCCUGGUUCCGUACAUGGGUGGUGUCGAGUUUGUGCCGUUUGUCAGGGACACUCUGCCCAAGAACAUGAAGAACUAAGGUUCGCGAAAAGUUCAUUAACAGACUUCAAUAUAUCAUUUAACGAUAUUGGAGCAUAUCAGCCGUGCAUGCGAUUCAUUCCAGAUAAUUGAUGGUUACAUACACAUAUUGAAAAGCUGAUACAGACUAUUCGCAAUAAUACUUGUCCCUCGCCUUGUCCACCUCGUCGAUGUGUACAGUGAACUC